This is a messenger RNA of Panonychus citri (citrus red mite), 2024 nucleotides long. RefSeq lists its product as uncharacterized. Bases 94 to 597 code for a protein of 167 amino acids. The record is from RefSeq and is a predicted model, not a curated record. NCBI's taxonomy places the organism in Eukaryota, Metazoa, Arthropoda, Arachnida, Trombidiformes, Tetranychidae. The transcript has 2 exons.
GGUAAUAAAGGUAAAAAUGGAAACGUCUUAACAAUAGUUAAGAUCUUAAAUUUUUAAAUCGUUAAAAAAAAUUGUAUGUAUUAAUAAUUAGAGAUGGAAUCAUCAUCAUCAUCAUCUUCAUCCUCCUCCUCAUCUUUAUCCUCAUUAAUUACAAGUGAAUGUAUUAACAAUAAUAAAAGUGAGAUAAAAUCACCUAAUUGGUAUAAAUUUGGUCGAUAUUUUUUAAUCUUCUUGGCAAUUACUGCAAUUAUCCUUGAUUCACAAAAAAUGAUCAGUGAAUAUAAUAAAUCAACAAUUAACUUAACCUCAUCGCAAUUAGAUGUAAUCCAAUUCUAUUCCUCGUCACUAAUUACCCAUCUAGUUGGAUUAGGAGCAGCAAUUGAACAUGAAGUUUGGUUAACUGUUAUUUGCCGUCUGGUAUCUGCAGCAAUUUAUCAAAUUAAUUUAACAAGUAAAUCAAAUUUACCCAAUGAUCCUGAACAAUUAGAUAAAUUGGUUCGUAAAAAGUUACGUAAAAAUCCUCAACUAUUACAAUCAAUGAAAAGUAAACCAAUUCAAUGGUCAAAGAUAUUAAAAAAUUUUCUGGUGACCUUCUGAUUCAGUCUUGAGGUCAACUUCCGGACGAUGAUAAUGGAAAACGGGUAAUCGUUUAUAAGGGUAAAUGCAGAUUGAUACCUUCAAGGCACAAUUAUGCAAGUAAAAGGAUGAUGAUGAACUGAGAGAGAAAUAUGAAAAAGAUGCUUCUGAAAAGACUUUCAUCAACUGAAUAUGAAAAAAAAAACUGAUGAUGAAGAUAAAUGAUAACAAAAGAUAAACAGAAUUAGGCUAACCUGCUUUUCAAUUAUCUUCAUUAUUAUUAUGAUUACAGUCAUUGUAUUAAUCAUAUUUCUAAUACAAUUUAGUUACAAUCAACUUUUUUCUUCACUGUUUACUUUUGAUUGUUUGCAAGACACAAUAAUAAGCACGCACAGAACGCGUUCCACUUUUACCUUUUUUUUUGCAUCAAUAUUAAAGUCAUCGUCUUAAUCAUCACCAGCAUCAUCGACAAUUUUACAAUUGAUUAUAUGUAAUUAUUGUUUGCAUGUUGAAAAACAAUAUAAACACACUAAGUGUAAACAUUUCAAUCUUUUACUUGAUAUUAAAAGCUGUUUGUCUAAUAACAAUCAACUUUGAAAUAAGUUAAUAAUUAACGAUUUCAAACAUCGAUUUACAGAAAAAUGGUUAGAUUAAUCAUCAUCAUCACGGUAAAAAUGAAGAUGGACAAGAUGAUGUACUGAUUAGUCUUAAAUUUCAUAACAAUCAACGAUAAGAAAAGUAAUCAGUACAAUGAAAAGUUAAUUUUUUUAAAUUACUCUCUUCAUUUGUAAUAGAAUACAAGAGCUUAGGAUUAACCAUAAAGUGCAUCAUGAUAAUAAGCUAUUUAAUUGUAACAAUAACACGCAAUGAAAAUGUACAAUCACAAUAAUCAGAAAGGAUAAGAUUUACUCAAUUUAUAUUGUUUGAUAAAAUAUUGUUUUAACGUUAAUCUAUCGGUUGUAAGAUGAAAAUGUUUUUUUUCAUUAGUAAAUAAUUCAAUGAAAAUUUUCAGUAAAGAUCGAUUCUGGUCAGAUGAUUAAUCGUCGUCAUCAUCUUUUCACUUGUUUGCCGGAGAGAGAGAGAGAGAGAGAGAGAAAUCAUAUAGCCUCAUAGCUUUUGGUCAUUCCAAUAAAAUGAGGUAAGAUUGAUGGCUUUUGGCUGAGAGGUUUCAGAGUUGCCAACAAUCCUCAUGGCGAUUGGAUAACAACAGUAACAUCAACAACCCCAUUUUCACCUUAUUUUGCCUUCCUCAUCAUCAUCUUUAUCAUCCUCACAAUCAUCAUCUCUCACUCUCACUCUUCGCUCUCACAACUUUCACUGGCAGCAUUGAUUUCAAUCAGAUACAAAUAUAUCAACCUUUAUUUUUUUGUGUUACUCUGAUGCAGAGCCAAGUGAGAAAAAAAGAGAAUAGAAAUCAGAAUCAGAAUUUUUUUCUACUCUCUACCCCC